Molecule: messenger RNA, 1269 nt
Organism: Diplodia corticola
Lineage: Eukaryota; Fungi; Ascomycota; Dothideomycetes; Botryosphaeriales; Botryosphaeriaceae
Product: methyltransferase domain-containing protein
Exons: 7
Coding region: 1-1269 (422 amino acids)
Molecular function (GO): methyltransferase activity
Source: RefSeq, a predicted model, not a curated record
AUGUCGGCCCAGCCCGCGUACGACCAGGCGACCGACCAGGCGACCGCAGCGCCGGUGCCGCCGCCACCCGCGUCCUGCAUCAUCGGCGAACAGCUGUCGGUCGACUCGCAGGACGGCGACUCUGGCGUUGCCGACCUCCCGGGCUCCACCAGCACCUCUCUGUCCUCGCGCAUCACCGACUACCGCUACGAGCAUGGCCGCCGCUAUCAUGCCAUCGAAGACGGCGGCUAUGCGCUGCCGAAUGACGACGAAGAGGUUGAUCGCUUGAAUCUCCAGCACCGAGUCUGGGACAUUGCCCUCGGUGGCAGGCACCAUGUUGUCCCGUUGGACCUUGGUUCCGUUCGCCAUGUGCUCGACAUCGGCUGCGGCACCGGCGCCUGGUGUAUUGAAGUCGCCGACGCCCACCCUCAUCUUCACGUGACGGGCACUGAUCUCUCCCCCAUCCAGCCCCACAAUGUGCCUCCCAAUUGCGAGUUUCUCGUCGACGAUGCCAAUGCCGAUUGGACGUAUGAGCAACGUUUUGAUUACAUCCACACACGCACUGUGCUGCUGGGCAUCAAGGACUGGAACAAGCUGAUGCAGCAGUCCUUCCAGAACCUGCAUCCGGGCGGAUGGGUUGAGUUCCAAGAAUUCCACAUUCCCAUCGGUUGUGAUGACGGCAGCGCUGGGCCGGAUUCAGCCGUCACGAGAUGGAGUCACGCUGUCCAUGAGGCACUCAAGAAUCUGGGGAUUGACUCCAUGGCCACUUCGAGCUUUGGAGAGCUCUUGGGAAAACAUGGCUAUGAGUCGAUUGGAGAGACGCACACCAAAUUCCCCAUUGGCCCGUGGGCGAAAGGAAGAAAAGAAAAAACCAUGGGCACACUGUUCCAGAAGGAUAUUGCAGGCAACCUACUAGGCAUCUCGGUGAAGAUACUGACCAGCGGUCUCGGUUGGACCCAAGAAGAAGUAGAAAAACUCGUCAUUGAGGCAAAGAACGACCUCUACAAUCCUCAGGUUGGUGUCACUCCUGCUUGUGCCGUGAAGUUGGCUCUCACACCGCCCAGAUCCACAGCUAUUUCCCCAUCGACAUCCACUGGGCGCGCCGGCCUGCUGAAAAGCCCGGAGUCUGUGGUGCCUAAGCAUGUCAACGCAGAGGCAGCACUCUUGCUACCAGGCCAGGAGAGAAAGGGGACUUUUCCCCAACUCAGCGAACGAGCUUUACGAAAUACCGUGAUCAUCGUCUUCCGACCUUCUUCGAGGAUUUCUGUCCUUUUGCCACCUGUCGAGUAG